Molecule: messenger RNA, 2394 nt
Organism: Carica papaya (papaya)
Lineage: Eukaryota; Viridiplantae; Streptophyta; Magnoliopsida; Brassicales; Caricaceae
Product: O-fucosyltransferase family protein
Source: RefSeq, a predicted model, not a curated record
AUAUGCCUUGCAUUUCACUCCUCUCAUGUGAAAAAGAAAAAAAAAAAUGAAUACCACUGUGACCUACUCCUUAUCUUCACUCUGAAUUCAUAUACUACUAGAUGUUUAUUGUUUUAAUUUUGUUAUUUUACUUUUAAUAUCACAUUAUCAAACUUGAAUUUGCCUCAUCUAAUCAAAUUUGUUGGUGGGUGAGUAUCUGUUAGAUAGAUGGAUAUACGUUAUAUUUACACAACGCGACAGAGAAAGAGAAAGAGAAACGGCUUCUAGUGUUCCUACUAAUUGUCGCCUGAAAAAUGAUGAAUUUAGGCUAAUGCAGGCUUUGUUGAUCUCCUCUAAGUUGUCCUUUACUGAAUUAUUUCCAUCUUUAUGGCAACAAUUGCUCAAAAUUUGUUAUUGAUGUCGAAAUGAGGGAUAGGGAUAGUGUUAGUGUUGUUUGUCAAGAGUGUGCCAUAUGAAGCUUAUUUGGGAGGAGAGAAUGCUAUAAUGGGGAAACAAGGGCCCCAAAGAUGUCCACAUACCAUUUCUCAGGACGAGGACUUAUCAUUUUGGAAGAAGGAUUGUCAAAUUAGAUGUUUGGAUACUUUAUCGAGCAGUGAUCCUUUUAUUGGGAGGCGAAUUUCAGGAGGUGAUCAUAAGUGGAAUUCCAAAGCUGUAUUGCUUCAAGGGUUGAAAAAUGAUCAUGGGAAAUUCAGUUCUUACAAGGGAGUUCAUGUUGAGAAAAGGCAUACAUGGCUUCAAAAGAAUUUGAGGGCAAUUGCUGUUAUGCUUUCGGUCAUAUGUUUCAUUUUCUUGCUUGAUUCUCUUAUGAUGUCAAUGUUUGAUUUGGUGAAUCUUCAGAGUAAUUCAAGUUUAAAUAGCUCAAUUUGGGCCAAGGAUGGAGUUUCCUACAUUAGCAGCAAGGAAAAGCUGCCAGUACAAAUGUAUGGCCGGCUUCUCAGUUUGGCUUCCAAUUCACUUGCAGAGAAUGAGUUGAAACACAAGAAAUCAAGUUUUUGGGAGGAACCGUAUUCAAAUACAUCUUUGUGGAAACCUUGUGCCGACAGGAAAACCAGAAGUGUAGGGAAGCCUGACAAAAGUAAUGGUUAUAUAAUGGUCAGUGCUAACGGUGGUCUCAAUCAACAACGUGUUGCUGUUUGUAAUGCUGUUGCUGUGGCAUCCUUACUUAACGCAACUCUAGUUCUUCCAAGAUUUCUUUACAGCAAUGUAUGGAAGGAUCCUAGCCAGUUUGGUGAUAUCUACCAAGAGGAGUAUUUUGUGAAUUAUUUGAAGGAUGACGUAGAUAUUGUAAAAGAGCUUCCUGCUCAUCUGAAAUCAUUAGAUAUUGAAGCAAUUGGUAGUCAGUUAACUGAUGCAGACCUUGUGAAGGAGGCAAAACCCAUUGAUUACAUAAGGAAUGUACUCUCUCUUCUAAAACGGAAUGGUGUUCUUCACUUCCUUGGAUUCGGAAAUCGUCUUGGCUUUGAUCCGUUGCCUAACAACAUUCAGACACUAAGGUGCAAGUGUAACUUCCACGCCUUGAAGUUUGUGCCAAAUAUUCAACAAGUUGCUUCAUUGUUGAUGAAAAGGAUUAGGAAAUAUGAUUAUUCACAGAGUAAGCUGGACAAACAGCUGGUUGGAAACUUCUUGUCCAACAGCUCAUCUAACACGCAUGAUGCUCCAGAAAGAAAAUCCAGAUACCUCGCUUUACACUUGAGGUUUGAAGUAGACAUGGUAGCCUAUUCCCAAUGUGAUUUUGGAGGCGGAGAAAAUGAGAGAGAGGAACUCCAGGCGUACAGGGAGAGACACUUCCCUCUGCUGCUGGAACGCUUGAAGAAUGCAAAGCCUGUUGCUCCAUCAGAGUUGAGAAAGCUUGGAAGGUGUCCACUAACACCAGAAGAAGCAGCCCUUGUCCUUGCUGGUCUUGGUUUCAAGCGUAGGACCUACAUUUACCUAGCUGGAUCUCACAUAUAUGGAGGAAAAUCUCGGAUGGAUCCUCUCACCAAUCUCUACCCUAAUUUGGUCACGAAGGAAACACUACUCGCAACCAGUGAACUUGCACCUUUUGCUAAUUUUUCUUCCAAGCUGGCAGCAUUGGACUUUAUUGCGUGUGCAGCUUCUGAUGUGUUUGCCAUGACAGACUCAGGGAGCCAACUGUCAUCCUUGGUAUCCGGAUUCCGAACAUAUUUUGGUGGUGGCCAUGCCCCUACCUUACGGCCAAACAAGAGGAGGCUAGCUGCAAUUUUGUCGGAAAAUAGCACAAUACAGUGGAAUACUUUUGCAGACAGAGUUAGAAAAAUGAUAGAGGAAGGUCAACGAGCCCGUGUGAGAGGUUACGGCAGAAGCAUUUAUCGACAGCCAAGGAGUCCAGAAUGCAUGUGCAGAGAUGGUUAGGAAGUCCUCUCAAAGGGACCUUUU